Messenger RNA from Phytophthora sojae, 582 nucleotides. RefSeq lists its product as hypothetical. The transcript has a single exon. NCBI's taxonomy places the organism in Eukaryota, Oomycota, Peronosporomycetes, Peronosporales, Peronosporaceae. The record is from RefSeq and is a predicted model, not a curated record. The coding region runs from base 1 to 582 and encodes 193 amino acids.
AUGCAGCUGUUGCGUCUCGUUGCCAUCGCUUCGAGUGCUGCGGCCGCGCUGGUGCUCGCCGAGCCGCUCAAGGGCAAGAUCCACCUGGCUGUGACCGACUCGCAGCCGCCCGUGGCCCAGCCCAACGUCAAGUACUACGCCCACGUGGUGGCGGACGGCGACGAGUGCGACUAUCCGGACAUGACCAUGCCCAUGUGCGCCAACAAGGACUUCGUGUGCAGGAUGGAGCCCGGCCAGGAGAUGUUCGCCACGGCGCCCUCGUGUCUGGCCUACGACCCGAGUAACAUGCAGGACAACCCGUUCGAGAUCGAGGAGACGGCCGUGGCGCCCUGGGGCAACUGCGACCCCGUGGCCGAGAUGAACCGCAAGAUGGGCGACCCGCCAGUGUGCAAGCGGGAGUUCCAGUGUCUGUGUCUCCAUGGAGCUGGCCAGAACUGCGUCUGCGCCCCGGCAGAUGCGGUGGAAGAUGCUAGCGGAGCUACGAAGUGCGGCAACGCGACGACGACGUGCACCGAGGACAAGUAUUGCCACUACCUCCAGGAAGGGGGUAUGGAGUGUGGACAGAAGCCUUACUUCUCGUGA